Messenger RNA from Drosophila hydei, 2867 nucleotides. RefSeq lists its product as uncharacterized. The record is from RefSeq and is a predicted model, not a curated record. Gene Ontology annotation, biological process: SMAD protein signal transduction. The transcript has 4 exons. The coding region runs from base 947 to 2776 and encodes 609 amino acids. Gene Ontology annotation, cellular component: extracellular region. Lineage: Eukaryota; Metazoa; Arthropoda; Insecta; Diptera; Drosophilidae. Gene Ontology annotation, molecular function: cytokine activity; growth factor activity.
AAGUUCAGUUAUGUGGGUAUAUGAAAUUGUAUAUCAAUUUGAUUUAUUUAAGGCGUUCAAAAAUAUAUUAAAGGCACACAAUACAUAAUUAAAGCAUAGAUGAAAUUAAGGAUACGUAUUUGAUAAUCCGAUGCAUAGCCAUUUUAGACAAAGCUAUGUGUACAGGGUAUAAAAAAGCAGGGCCGCAAUCGGGGUCCUUCAUGAGAGCGCAAUGUAAAGUUGUUUUGUGAAAUCAUUCGACAUAUGGAUUUAGUUUAUCCGAUGACUAAGAAGUAAGAUAAUGAGUUAAACAUGCUGAAACUUCUUAAUCGACACUGCGUGCCAAAUUCAAAUUGUAAUAAGCACGUCUACUUGAUUAUGAAUAAUGUGCAGAACGUUUACGUUGCCCACCCACACACUGAAAUGGGACCUGGUGCCCUGACCGAACGUAGCGCACACUCAUCCUCAGCGCAACAGCUUCUUGUUUAUGUCUGUGGAUGUGAUUGUCGAUGCGGAUCUGUCAGUUAGUUAUAUGGCACGGUCAGGCUCUGUUGUAUAUCGCUGUAUUCACUGCCGUCGCCGUUGCGGUUGCCAUCGUCGUUGACGUUGCCGUUGCUGCAGCCGUUUCUGACGAUCCCGGUUUUAUUAAUAAAUUUAUUUAUUUUUUUUAAAGCAGUUCGAGUCGCAAACGAAAUAAUUGACACAUGUGCGAAUACUUUUAUUACAUACUUACAAACAAACUAGUGUAUACCUAUGCAUGGAUGUACCAUGUGUGAAGAAAUAAAAAUAUUUGCGUACAUGUGAGUGAAUACACACACAGCCAAGAAUCUAUACAUAUGAUGAGACAUAUUCAGAUACAUAUGUACAUAUAUUCAUGGAUGUUCCUGCAUACAUGUAUAUAAGUAUGUAUACAUAAACAUGCAAAAGAAAAAGUUCUCAUUUGAAACUUGGAAAGCAAAACUUAGUCAUGAUGUCGCUUAAGGUACCUAUAAAGCUCACCGACACACGAAGAACACAACCAUAUGUGGACAAGGCAAGCGAUCGUUUAGUAAGCAGUCACGAUUUCGAUUGCUCCAAUUGCCACUUCCACGCUAAUAUAUCUUUAAAGAAAUCUUGCCAGUGCAACAGCCCAAUGAAACGACUGCAGAUGAUGAUUAUGAGAAACAACAGGAGCUGGCAAUUUCGAUUGGUAGUCGCCCGAUAUGCGACUACAAUUUUACUAUCGAUUUUAUUAUCGUUCGUUAUUUUCGCAUCUGCCCAAGAAGCAACGAGAGAUGUAGACCGAUUACUCAGAUCAAACAACACCGAAAUCCACCGAAAUCAGACGCCUGUAACUCCUACUCACACUCCUACUAUCCAGAACCAAAGCCAGAGCCAAAGCCAGAAACCGAGACUAUCGGCACAAGCCUUAGGUCAGCUGCCAGCAAGUGCACAAGGAUUUAGCAUGAACAGAAAUAGCUUGAUUACUGGAGACUCUGUGCUGCAACGCCAGCUGAGGGAGAAGGCGAAACAGGAUAGCUUGGAAUCGAUCAAAAUGCACAUUUUGAUGCGACUGAAUUUGAAGAAAUUGCCCAAUAUUACUAAACCAAUAUCUGUGCCACAGAGCAUAUUGGAGAACUUCUAUAAAAACUAUAAUGCCUCGCUUUUAAACUCGAUAUGGGGCCAUAACAGUAGGCCUACUAGUGCUGCGCCCACAAAUGUUCCACGAUCUGCUCUCUAUAUGCCCGAGGAGAUUGUCACAGAAUCUUUGAACGUCACACAAAACAUAGAACAGAGUUUUGAUCAUAGUUCAAAACAUAGAGAAGUGUCCAACAGAAAUGCGUCUUUAGAAAUGCAGGGUGAUGAUCCUAAUAACUUCAAAGACUUUCAAUAUACCUAUAAUGUUGAAGUCGAUGACCACCGAACUGCUCCUAAGUAUAAAGCCACAGAUUUUAAAGCUGACGACGAUGAUAUGGAAUACGAAAGUAUACUUUCUCAUAUCAGCAGCGUUUAUAUAUUUCCAGAACAGCCUCAUGUGCGACAUAACCGGAAAACAGAUGUGCUACGUUUCAAGUUUGACUCGGGAUUCUCGGAUAUUUCGUUUGUGACGCUUCACUUGUAUUUGCGAGGACUGGAAUGGAUCAGUGUCUAUCAGCCGAAGAUCCUUGAGGAAUUGGCCGAUUGUCAAAACACGGAGAUUGUCGUAGCCCUUCAUCGUGCCAUACGGCGAGCAAAUAACACAAAUUAUACGCACAAGGCGAAAAUCUUUGAGUUCCGGCACAAGAUUCCAAGUGGUCUAGGUCAAUGGGUCAAUGUGGAUCUGAAACCACUAUUAGGCACAGGAACUGCCAUAAAUCCCAGUCAAACCCAAGAGAUUUUUAUAAAAGGUGUAGAGCCAUGGAUGCGACCCCUAGUUGUCACUACAGACAGUACAGCAAAAAAUCCAUUGACAGUGCACAUUGAGAUUGGCUCCCGUAAGAAGCAUCGAAGGAAACGUAGCGUUUAUCUCGAUUGCACUGAGAACGAUCACGAUAUGCGCUGCUGUCGAUAUCCUUUAAAGGUCAACUUCACCAGCUUCGGAUGGCACUUUGUUGUGGCACCUACCUCAUUCGACGCCUACUUUUGCAGCGGGGACUGCAGGGUUGGGUACUUGGAACAGUAUCCACAUACGCAUUUGGCAGCGUUGACGACGUCAGCGACGCCUUGUUGUUCGCCAACGAAAAUGAGUUCCUUAAGUUUGCUGUAUUUUGAUGAAAAUCACCAACUUGUGCUGAGUGUAAUACCAAAUAUGUCCGUUGAGGGAUGCAGCUGUUCCUAGAAGACAAAUUUAAUUUAAUUCACAGAUACACAUACAUACACAUGCAAACAUUAUAUGAGCGAUCAAUAUUAUGUAAUGCGUUCGGAUAUAA